AUGCCCUCCUACUUUUAUCAUCUCGCGAUUGAACUCUUCACACGACCUCAGUCCGACUUGAACAGCUUUAGCAAAGAUCCAUCCUUGACUACCUCAUUAUCUUUUGAGUCCGCAUGCGAAGCUCUCCUCCCCUUCCAGAAGCGACCGUUAAGCUCAACCAACCGAAGUCUUCGCAAUCAGGCGCACAGGAAACACCGAUGGGAUUCUCCUGACGCCUCCGACGCCUCUAACGAAUUCCAUAACUACCCCGCAUCAAACAAAAAUCCCUCAUACACGCCCUCUUCGUCGUCCGCAUCGCCGCCCUAUACCAAACUACCCGCAAGCCCAUCUGAUCUGAAGAACGACCUCCGGCUAGACAAAGUAUCUAUCGAGUGCAUCGACAUGGUCCCUUCAACCAGGGAGAACCCGGUCACGACGGGCAUCGGAACAGACAUACUUGGUGGUCUCCGCACGAAGGGCCAGUAUACGCCGCUCGACCAGAAGACAUCGGACAGUGUUUGGGGGAUUGUACAUUUAUACCGCGAUACGCAGGAGACGCCUUUUUUAGGUGCGGAUGAGUACCCGGCUGAACUGAAGGGCUCUUCUGCUGCGGCUGCGAGGCAGUCGGUUGCUGAAUAUGGCUUUGGAGGAGAGGAUAGCACCAGCAGCAGCGGCAGCAGUAAGUUGCGACUGCGCGGUGUUGGCGGGGCAGCUUCACAGCCCGAUGAGGAGUGCACAACGCUCUGUGUACUUGCUGUACCGUCUUACAUGUCUGCAUCUGAUUUGUUGGGGUUUGUCGGCGAGGCGACGAUGGACGAUGUUAGUCACUUCCGGAUGAUACGGACGGCGAGGGCGAAUCGGUACAUGGUUUUGAUGAAGUUUAGGAGCGGGAAGAAGGCAAGGGAAUGGCAGAGAGUGUGGAAUGGGAAAGUUUUUAAUAGCAUGGAGCCCGAAACGUGCCAUGUUGUCUUUGUGAAGACGGUUGAGAUUCAGGGUGUCGAUCCGAUCAUUGAGAGUGGAAUGUCGCCGAAACAGCAAGCUGCACUACCAUCACACUCAACAACAUCCGGCCAGCGAACCAGUGUAUCAUCGCCAUCGCAACCGGGGAGUAUAGGUUCUGCAACGCUUUCAACAAAACCUUUGGCCCCUCCAACACCGUCGCUGAUUGAGCUGCCUACGUGUCCCGUUUGCCUGGAGCGGAUGGACGAGACUACGGGCCUGCUUACUAUCAUAUGCCAACACGUCUUCCAUUGCACAUGCCUCCAGAAGUGGAAAGGCAGUGGGUGUCCCGUAUGUCGCUACACGCAAGAUGAAUUCCGCAAGACGAGCCAAAGCCUCCCAUUUGAUGACGAAAACGCUGAAUGCAGCGUAUGCCACUCAGAUGUCAACCUCUGGGUCUGUCUCAUCUGCGGAAAUGUAGGAUGUGGACGAUACGAUAGCGCCCAUGCCUUCGCCCAUUACACCCAAACCUCACACACCUUCGCCAUGGAUCUCUCCACCCAGCGGGUCUGGGACUACGUCGGAGAUGCAUACGUGCACCGCAUCAUUCAGAGCAAGACGGACGGCAAGCUCGUCGAGCUUCCCGCGGCAGAUAACAGUGCGCUUGAUCCUCCAGAUUGGACCGACGCAGUUCCCCGCGAGAAACUAGAAAAUAUGAGUGUCGAAUACACCCAUCUCCUCACCAGCCAACUCGAAAGCCAGCGCGCCUACUUUGAGGGGAUCCUCGAACGCGCAGUCGACAAGGCAUCCCAAGCCAGUGCAGCUGCCUCUGUAGCCCAAGAAGCCGCAGACACCGCCACGGCAACCCUCCGCAGUCUCCAGGUCGAACACAAUAAAUUCAACGACGAAACUGUACCUAGCCUAGAGCGCGACAAAGCGCGUGCUGAAAAACGUGCGGAGAAAUUCGAGACCAUGGCGCGGAAGAUGGAGCGCGAGUGGCGUGAGGAGAAGACCAUGAAUGAGAGUCUCAUGGAGCGGAUUGAACAUCUCUCGACGGAGGUUGAGACGCUCAAGGCGAGCAACGUUGAUCUCGCUGAGCAGAACCGGGACUUGACUUUCUUUAUUAGUGGGUCGGAGAAGCUGAAGGACCAGGGUGAGGAGAUUGUGCAGGGGACUGUCAGUGUUCCUGAUCCGCCGAGUGGUUCGAAGAAGAAGGGGAAAGGGAGGAAGAAGUGA
Molecule: messenger RNA, 2154 nt
Organism: Aspergillus puulaauensis
Lineage: Eukaryota; Fungi; Ascomycota; Eurotiomycetes; Eurotiales; Aspergillaceae
Product: putative RING and UBP finger domain protein
Exons: 2
Coding region: 1-2154 (717 amino acids)
Biological process (GO): Ras protein signal transduction; protein ubiquitination
Cellular component (GO): cytoplasm
Molecular function (GO): zinc ion binding; ubiquitin protein ligase activity
Source: RefSeq, a predicted model, not a curated record